AGCUCCGGCAGCGCCAGAGCGGCAGCGCAGCAUUCCGCAGGCUCCAGCCCGCCCGAAUCGCGCUCUCCGUCCGCCUGCCAGCAUGAAAGCCUUCAGCCCGGUGCGGUCCGUCAGGAAAACCGGCCUCUCGGAGCACAACCUAGGCAUCUCCCGAAGCAAGACCCCUGUGGAUGACCCCAUGAGCCUGCUGUACAAUAUGAACGACUGCUACUCCAAGCUGAAGGAGCUGGUGCCCAGCAUCCCGCAGAACAAGAAAGUGAGCAAGAUGGAAAUCUUGCAGCACGUCAUCGAUUACAUCCUGGACCUGCAGAUCGCCUUGGACUCGCACCCCAGCAUCGUCAGCCUGCACCACCAGAGACCCGGGCAGAACCCUUCGUCCAGGACUCCUCUGACUACGCUCAACACAGACAUCAGCAUCCUCUCGCUACAGGCGUCCGAGUUCCCUUCAGAGCUCAUGUCAAACGACAGCAAAGCACUUUGUGGCUAAAUCAAACGGUGAGUGCAGUGCGCCUUUUUCCUAAACUUCGGGUAAAAACUGCUUCCCCGAGGAAUGCGAGGUGUGAUGGCAAGUGCUAAAAAUAGGUCUUAAAAGUUGAUUAGGAAAUGCCUUUGUAAUCAGUAAGAAAUGAGAGUAAUAAGUGAGUCUUGAGGUCCUAAGUGUGUGUGUGUCGCUAAGGUUCACCCAGCAGCACAGGCUCCUCUGAUCCUGCUCGCUGCUUAAUGCAAAUUCUUAUCUGUUCUUGGAGCCUUAACCUCCUGGGCCAAAGUGACUGAUUAAGUUGGGAAUCUUGGCACAAUUCCUUGAAUUCUGUGAUGUGGGAUUGUCUGCGCUAUCAGUUAAAUAAGUGACUGCUUUUAAUCAAAUAAUUGCUCUAAGAGGCAGACUGGCGCCUCUGAACACUGCGUUUACAGAGAUCUAAAUAAAGAUUGGACUGAGAAUCCUCUUUCUAGCCUUUCCCUGGAGUGUAUGUUAUUUUUAUGUUCAAUUUGUGCUCUUGAGAGCAAGUGUGUGAGCGUGUAUGUGUUGCAUCUGGACGCCAGGGUUUGCCCAAUCUCUGAGUGUUUGGUUAAAUGUUCAAACUGUGGCUUCCUCUCUGGCGCCAGUCUGUCCGGAUCUCUGCCCUGUUAGCAUUCUCCUAAAUAUGCCUCUUUUCAAUCUCUUGCAGGUGUUCCACUGAUGAGAUUUUUUUUUUUUUCUUUUGCACAAGAAAAUGUCUACAGGAUUUUUUUUUUUUUUUUAAGGUGCUGAAUUUAUUUUUCAGCUGUAUCUGGAGGGGGAAAUCCACGUUCAAGUAAAAGGACCUUUUAAAAUGAAUAAAGAAGAAAAAAUCAAGAUUGAUCUUUAUCCCCACCCCAUUUUUCAACUUGGACUGAACCUAGUUAUUUAUGAAGAGACUCUUAAAUACCCUUUCCCUAGUUGGAAGGCUUCCUUUAUAUACUAUUCCCAACGUGGGGAGCGAAACAAAAAUCUCACAAGGAGUUGCCCAUUUUAAAGCAGACUUUGCCUUUUUUUCCAAAGGUGGAGCGUGAGUACCAGAAGGAUCCAGUGUUCAGUUUUUUAGGAAAGUCUGUGGUCAGAAAUUACCUUUUUGACACAAACCUAGGACUGAAUGCUGUGUAUAUAUUUAUAUAUAAAUAUAUAUAUAUGAGUGAAACCUUGUGAACUCUUUAAUUAGAGUUUUCUUGUAUAGUGGCAGAAAUAUACAUUUCUGCAAAAAGUGUAAUGAUGUACUUAAUCAUGCUAAACUUUUUAUAAAAGUUUAGUUGUAAACUUAACCCUUUUUAUACAAAAUAAAUCAAGUGUGUUUAUUGAACUGAUUGCUUGCUUUAUUCUUUGGGGACCAACUGUUUGCUGGCUUUGAUUUGUGUUGCUUUUGUUGUUUUUUAUUACUUAUACAUUGUUAUGAAUUUAUCAAGUAAAAAUUCAAAUAUGUAGAGGCUAUAAAGAAUAAAAUUACCUGAAGUGAAUAA
Molecule: messenger RNA, 1971 nt
Organism: Sturnus vulgaris (Common starling)
Lineage: Eukaryota; Metazoa; Chordata; Aves; Passeriformes; Sturnidae
Source: RefSeq, a predicted model, not a curated record